UCAAUUUCUAGUUCUUUUUUGGUUGGAAACUUCCCAUUAAACCUUUUUCCACAACAUCCCCACCACACUUGUUUGUGUCUUUCUUUAAAUCCAAAACACAUCUACCUUUUUUUGAAGCAUCUUCUCUCUAUCAAUUUCUCCUUAAAAUUCAUCUCAUAAUUCUCCAAAUUCAUAUAAUUUUUACCAUUGAUAUGGGGGCUGGUAUUUCUACAAACAAUGAUGACCAUAGUGGAUAUUUUUCUUCUUCAAUGACUUGUCUUGAUGAUAUUCCAGAAAGUUGCAUCUCUUCCAUGAUGAUGAAGAUGGAUCCUCAAGAAAUUUGUAAAUUGUCUAGAGUCAACAAAACUUUUCAUAGAGCUUCCUCUGAUGAUUAUGUAUGGGAAUCUAAGUUGCCACAAAGCUAUAAGUUUCUUGUCAAUAAAGUUAUUGGUGAAGAAAAAGUUUGUUCCAUGACAAAGAAAAAGAUCUAUGCUAAACUAUGUCAACCCAAUUUCUUUGACGAUGGUACAAAAGAUGUUUGGAUGGAUAGAUGUAGUGGACAAGUUUGUUUGUUGAUUUCAUCAAAAUCUUUGAAGAUAACUGGUAUUGAUGAUAGAAGAUAUUGGAAUUAUAUUCCAACUGAGGAAUCAAGGUUUAAAAGUGUUGCAUAUCUUCAACAAAUGUGGUGGGUGGAAGCAUCAGGGGAGCUAGAAUUUGAGUUCCCAAAAGGGAAUUAUAGUUUAUUUUUCAAACUUCAAUUGGGAAAGCCCAUAAAGAGAUUGGGCCGAAGAGUAUGCAAUCUUGAACAAGUACAUGGUUGGGACAUAAAGCCCAUUAGGUUUCAACUAUCUACAUCCGACGGUCAGAAUUCGCUCUCACAAUGCUAUUUAAAUGGGCCUGGAGAAUGGGCCUAUUACCAUGCUGGAGACUUUGUCAUUGAGAAGCCUAAUGGGCCCAUUGAUCUUAAAUUUUCAUUGGCCCAAAUUGAUUGCACACACACCAAAGGUGGUCUUUGCAUAGAUGGGGCAGUGAUUUGUCCCAAGGAGUUAGCACAUAAGUUGAAACAAUUUUAGCUUAUUCAUGCUGAAUAGUCUCUUUUUUUUUCAAUCUAAGCAUUUUUGUAAGAGGAAAUGUAGUUUUUUAUGCUAUUUUUUUUUCAGUUUUCGUAUUAGAGAUCAUUGGGGAAAAUGGUUGCUGAAAAAUUGUUGGAUUUUGAGAUCAAACCACCUUGGAUCUUGUGCGAUGAUUGCCCCUACUUCUGUGUAGGUGUGAGUGUUCUUUUUCUAACUUGUAUUUUAAGGAAAUUAGUGAUAAUUGUUGUAGAGAAUGAAUUAGGAGUAAUAGUUUUGACUCUUUCUUGGCAUCAAAUGUAAUGGUCAUCUACUCCUACUCCGGUGUAAAAAUGGUUCACUUUUUAAAUGUUGAAAAUGGUUGUGUUA
Lathyrus oleraceus (garden pea) is the source of this 1418-nucleotide messenger RNA. Its product is annotated as F-box protein PP2-A13. The transcript is spliced from 3 exons. The record is from RefSeq and is a predicted model, not a curated record. Gene Ontology annotation, molecular function: protein binding. The coding region runs from base 192 to 1052 and encodes 286 amino acids. Lineage: Eukaryota; Viridiplantae; Streptophyta; Magnoliopsida; Fabales; Fabaceae.